AUGCGCGUGGACGUGAAAUGGGGUAGGGAGAAGCUGGAGGGCGUGGAGGUGGACCUGAGCCAGCCGCCCCUGGUCUUCAAGACGCAGCUGUACACCCUGACGGAUGUGCCGCCGGAGAACCAGAGGGUGAUGGUGAAGGGGAAGAUGGUUAAGGACGACUGCUGGGGGCCCGUGAAGCUCAAGGACGGGCAGACGGUGCUCAUGAUGGGGUCUGUGGACGCGGACAGGGCCCGGAUCGCGCCCCCGAAGGAGAAGGUGGUCUUCGUCGAGGACCUGCCGGAGGAUCAGCAGGAUCUGGACAACAUGGGGCAAUACGGGGCGGGGUUGACCAACAUGGGCAACACGUGCUACAUGAACUCGACGCUGCAGUGCCUGUACUCGGUGCCGGAGCUGCGCACGGGGCUGACGGCCUUCCGGGAAGCGCCCGGCGCGGGGGGGAUCAAUCCGGGCCGCCAGCUGGCGCUCGCCGCGGGGCAGCUGUUUGGCGAGCUGGAUGCCAGCAGCACGCCGGUGGUGCCGAUGCGCUUCCUGAUGACGCUGAGGAGCAUGUUCCCACGGUUCGCUGAGGUGGGAGAGGGCGGGGCGUACAAGCAGCAGGACGCGGAGGAGUGCAUGUCGCAGGUCAUGCAGACGUUCAGGGGCGUGCUGAAGGUUGGUGAAGGUGUCAACAGGAGCGACCUGAUUGACACUCUCUUUGGAUUUCGUCUUGUUACCAAGCUCAAGUGCGCUGAGUCAGAAGAAGAAAUUGUGGUACCAAAUAGGGACAUGGAGAUCAUUCUGAAGUGCAACAUCCCUGUGGACCCUCCUGUCAACCACCUGCAUGAAGGCUUGGAGCAGGCCAUGAAGGCAGACAGGGAACAGAUGUCAGAGAAGCUGGGAAGGAACGUGCUAUUUCAGGGUUCCUUCCAGUUGGCGGAGCUGCCACCCUAUGCAAUGGUCCAGGUCGUGAGGUUCUUCUACAAAACAGGUGCCAACGUAAAGGCCAAAAUUCUGAAGAAGGUGUCCUACCCUCUCAAUUUGGAUCUCUUCAACUUCUGCACAGAGGCUCUUCAGGAGCAACUGAAAGGGCCACGUGCAAGGGUGCAAGAGGAGCGCAACAAAGCAGCUGGGGGAGCCCCAGGGGAACCAAAAAAGGAGCCAGGUGAUGCAUCAACUUCUGAUGCCAAAAUGGAAGAGGCUAAAGUGGAGGAAACCAAAAGGGAGGCUGUGGAUGCACCAGAAGGUGGCGAUACGGACACACCCAUGGCGGAGGCCGCUGGCCCCUCGGCACCCUCGUCCAAUCAUGCUGUCAGAGCAACAGAGCAAAACGCCAAUGGAAUGACAGGCACGUACGAGCUCCAGGCCGUGGUGACCCACAAGGGCCGCAGCGCGGACUCAGGCCACUACGAGACGUGGGUGAAAAAGCACGAUGGCCAGUGGGUGGAGUUCGACGACGACACGCUCACCAUGCGCAAGGAGGAGGACAUCACCAAGUUGAACGGCGGCGGCGACUGGCACAUGGCCAUCCUGCUGGUGUACAAGGCCCAGAGGGCGCCGGAGAAUUAG
Messenger RNA from Ostreobium quekettii, 1545 nucleotides. Lineage: Eukaryota; Viridiplantae; Chlorophyta; Ulvophyceae; Bryopsidales; Ostreobiaceae. The record is from the annotation of a GenBank genome assembly.